Molecule: messenger RNA, 1920 nt
Organism: Carassius carassius (crucian carp)
Lineage: Eukaryota; Metazoa; Chordata; Actinopteri; Cypriniformes; Cyprinidae
Product: V-type proton ATPase 116 kDa subunit a 3-like
Exons: 16
Coding region: 1-1920 (639 amino acids)
Biological process (GO): vacuolar acidification; proton transmembrane transport
Cellular component (GO): vacuolar proton-transporting V-type ATPase complex; plasma membrane; proton-transporting V-type ATPase, V0 domain
Molecular function (GO): ATPase binding; proton-transporting ATPase activity, rotational mechanism
Source: RefSeq, a predicted model, not a curated record
AUGGGCUCUCUGUUCCACAGUGAAGAGGUCUGUCUGGUCCAGAUCUUCCUCCAGACGGCAUCGGCCUACAACUGUGUCAGUGAACUGGGAGAGCUGGAGAUCGUGGAGUUCAGAGAUCUGAAUCCGAAUGUGAAUGCGUUCCAGAGGAAGUUUGUGAGCGAGGUGAGGAGAUGUGAGGAACUGGAGAAAACCUUCGAGUUUUUGGAGCAGGAGAUUGUCCGCAGUCUCUCUCAGAAACUGCAGCCCCCCAUCCCGACCCCUCCGGCCCCUCAGUCCAGAGAACUCCUCUCCAUUGAGGAGGACAGUGAGCGCUUGGCCCGAGAGCUCAGAGAGGUGUCCAGGAACAGAGACAGUCUGCGGUCUCCGUACACUCAGCUGUGUCAGUACAGAGGGGUUUUAAAACAGACACAUUCCCUCACAGCAUCACAGGCUCCGCUGGUGUCGUUCGAGCCGGUGGCUCUGGCAGAGAACCGGCAGGACGUCCAGCUGAGCUUUGUGGCCGGCGUGGUCCAUCCGUGGAAAGUUCCCGCCUUCGAGAGGCUGUUAUGGCGGGCAUGUCGUGGUUACAUCAUUGUGGACUUUCAUGAGAUGGAAGAAAAACUUAAACAUCCUGAUUCUGGUGAGGAGGUGCAGUGGACCGUGUUUUUAAUCUCGUUCUGGGGAAUUCAGAUCGGUCAUAAAGUGAAGAAGAUCUGCGACUGGCAACAAACACAUUGCUUCGAGCACCCAAAACAGAACUGGCUGACCGGAAGGCGCAGAGCACUCCUGCCUAAGUUCCUCAACAGCCUUAGACAGGACACGGAUCAGCUCGGUGUCCACAGAAGUCCUGGUGUCAACUGGCUGGCUGUCUACACCAUCAUCACGUUUCCCUUCCUGUUUGCCGUCAUGUUCGGGGACGUUGGACACGGUCUUCUGAUGACGCUGGUGGCUCUCUGGAUGAUUCUGGAAGAGAAGGAUUCAAAACUGAGGAAAAACACUAAUGAAAUCUGGGGUCUGGCCAAUAAUCAUCUGACGUUCCUCAACAGCUAUAAGAUGAAGAUGUCUGUCAUUAUUGGAGUCUUCCAUAUGACCUUUGGUGUGUGUUUAUCCUUAUUCAACUACAUACACUUCAAUGAUAUCAGCAGUGUGUUUCUGGUGCUGAUCCCGGAGCUGAGUUUCAUGCUGUGUCUGUUUGGAUACCUGAUCUUCAUGGUCAUCUAUAGGUGGGUGGUGUAUGGCCCCAUAACCUCCGACUCUGCUCCCAGUAUUCUCAUCCACUUUAUAGACAUGUUCCUGUUUACUGAGAAUAAGGACAACAAACCUCUCUAUACAGGACAGGAGACAGAUCAGAAACACCAGGGUCUGGAUUGUGGCACUUCUCAGAAGAUCCUGCAGCUCUUUCAGGGCCUGGCUGCUCAGAACAAAACAAUUAGACACCUGUCCAGGGCUGACACAUUCAGCUUUAUCCUGCAGUACAGGGGACUGGGACCGGUCAAACAGAGCACUGGUCAGCUGUCAGCUGAGGGGGUGAGAGAGCAGCUAAGAACCGCGGCGGAACGUCGCAAGGUCAGGCAUGUCCGGGAGGAACCUUUGCGGGAGGUGGACAAUCUGGGUAAAGUGAGGCAAGUACAUCGCUCUGCAAUAAAACCUUGGGUGGGUGAGAGUCCUUUGGUUAACGCUCCUGAAUGUAACUUAGGGGGACCAAUAGCACCUGCUGCGGAAGAGGAGGAGAUCGGAGACUGGUUUGUAGUGGUACCCGACGCCCCUCAAGGGGGGCAGAGGUCAGUGCCACUGGUUGAGGUCCCAGUAGGAGGUUCCGGAAGGGACCACACCGUCACAGACAAUCUCCCAGAGGAGGAAGAGAAUGCAGGGGUUAUAGCACCCACCACAGGUUACGGGGGUAAGGCGCACAAGAAGGCUGAUGGCAGGACACCAUCCUAA